AUGGCUGCCACUACCGUCCCAACAUGGCUUCACAAGCUAGAGGAACAAGUCAACGUUGACGCCGACGCAAUGGACCCAGACUUCAUCAAGAGUCUGCCCAUCGUCCCUCAUGACAUGACAAGCAACCAGAUCCACGUCCACGGACGAAUGAGCGACCCCAGUAACAGGCAACUCCUUCUUGACGUUGCCCAAGAAUACAAAGACCGCGACUGGUUGGCUGUCUAUACUCGUGCUGCCGUACUCCUCUGCAAGAAAAAUAUCGACCUAAUUCAAGGCCGUGUUCUCCUGCAAGCAUCGCCUUCGCAGGCCUAUAAUGCCCAGAAAGUCCUUGAGCACGCUCGACUCUACGCCAAGGAAUUCGAGUCCGUGGGUAUCUCAAAGGAUCGCUUCUGCAUUAAGAUCCCCAGCACCGGGCCAGCGCUCAGUGUCUGUCCUAUCUUGGAAGCAGAGGGCAUUCGAACUCUAGGCACGGCUGUUUUCUCGCUAGCGCAGGCUAUUGCGGCUAGUCAGGCGGGAUGUUUGUUUAUUAGCCCUUAUUUUAAUGAGAUCCGAGCGAACCUCGACCUUAGUCUCUGGCCAAACGUCGAGGACCCAGCAACCCAGCACACCAUGUCCGCAAGACUGCUCCAAAUGCUCGAGACCUACCGCCGCCUAUACAAGGAAACAGGCAAGCCGCAGCCUCUAAUCAAGAACGCCAACUUCAUAAGCCCCAAAGAAGCCCUCGCACAAGGCGAAAUCGGCGUGGACUCUGCAACCGUUUCACAAGAGGUGCUCGCCGAACUAGCGAAACUCCCUUACGACGGGUCCUCCCAGGCACCUGGUGUCAUAGACGUCCCGAAACCGGCAUACCCCGAGCACCAGAACUCGGUGUCAGCGACCCCGAAGCGUCUUCGGCAUCUGGCCGGUGCUGAUCCGCUUGCCGCGGCUGAUUGGGAUGGGAAGCUUGCGAGCACGGAUAUUGAUUACCUGGCGAGUGAUGGGGCGAAUCUGGAGAGUGCGAUUUCGGCUGAUCCGAUUGCGAGUGCGAGGAUGAGGGAUGCGCUUGGUUUGUUUGUUAAGAUUGAGGGGGAGAGUAAGGAGCUUAUUGAGGGGGUGUUGAAGGAGGUUUCUUAG
This is a messenger RNA of Aspergillus puulaauensis, 1113 nucleotides long. RefSeq lists its product as uncharacterized. Gene Ontology annotation, biological process: pentose-phosphate shunt, non-oxidative branch; carbohydrate metabolic process. Lineage: Eukaryota; Fungi; Ascomycota; Eurotiomycetes; Eurotiales; Aspergillaceae. The coding region runs from base 1 to 1113 and encodes 370 amino acids. The record is from RefSeq and is a predicted model, not a curated record. Gene Ontology annotation, molecular function: transaldolase activity. The transcript is spliced from 5 exons. Gene Ontology annotation, cellular component: intracellular anatomical structure.